Messenger RNA from Dreissena polymorpha, 2637 nucleotides. RefSeq names its product probable G-protein coupled receptor 139. Lineage: Eukaryota; Metazoa; Mollusca; Bivalvia; Myida; Dreissenidae. Bases 158 to 1324 code for a protein of 388 amino acids. The transcript has 4 exons. Gene Ontology annotation, biological process: G protein-coupled receptor signaling pathway. The record is from RefSeq and is a predicted model, not a curated record. Gene Ontology annotation, molecular function: G protein-coupled receptor activity. Gene Ontology annotation, cellular component: membrane.
UUGAUUAGACAUUUAGGAAGUUAAUACGAAACUGUGAUAACUGGGUUUAUAAAGAUUAUUAUCAGUUUUAUCUUACACGUUGCAUACCACUGAAUCAUGGGGAAGAUUUUGUGGAAUAAUAGCGUAAAUAUGGAAAGAUCCCUUUAAUUUUGACGCAAUGAAUACAACCGUACUAUCACCGGUGUCUGUGACAAACACUACAAUCGUCAACAACGUCUCGGUAACAGAUGGAUCAGUUGAACAAGCAGUCGCGAUGGGGAUGGGAAUGGAAAUUACCGACAAAAUACACUUCGUUACAAGCGCAAUAAUCGGACCUAUUUUCAUCUGCCUCGGUCUCGUCGGCAAUAUAUUAUCAAUGCUCGUCUGGCGGCGGUGGAAGAUGCGUUCGUCCACUGGCACGUAUCUGAUCGGUCAGGCCAUAGCGGACAUGGGGCUUCUUGUGUUUUUUAUGCUGACGGACAGUAUUUUAAUGUUUCGGCACUCCAUCGCGUCGUCGUCUACUUUCGGAGCGUUCUACGCGUUCGUUGGCUACCCGCUCUUCUUUCUGUUUCUGCUUUGCAGCAUCUGGUUCACCGUCGGCGUCACUGUGGACCGCUACAUACAGGUGUGCUGGAUUAACAAGGCUAAGGAAAUGUGCAGCGAGAAAAGGGCUUGGAUAGGUCUCAGCAUAAUAACCAUCCUGUGUUUCCUCUUCAAUGCGCCGCACUUCGCUACGUACGAACCCGUACCCGACGUCGAACGUAAAAGCUCAGACGCCGGAUUGCGCUUCACAGAAUAUGGUAGCAGCACUGGAAACAUCAACUAUGAAUUAUGGGUUCAAUGCAUGAUGAUCCUUGAGCCGGUUCCCUGGGCGAUUAUUUUAACGCUGAACCUGCUUAUUAUAAAGCGGGUCACCACUACGAACCAACAAAUGGACAUUAAGCGGGGGUCGUCUGGCAAAAAAAUGGCCAGGAAGUCCGAGGCGCAGUUAACCCGUCUUCUUCUUACUGUUACAUUUACAUUUCUUGUCCUAACCGCCCCUAGAUGUAUCAUGCAGUGCUUCAUUCUGUUUAAGUCGGGUGACCACGUGGUCUUUUCAAAAGCGUUUGCGAUCGCAAAAUUAGGCCUCGUCAUCAACUCUUCGAUCAACUUUUUCCUGUAUUGUUUAAGCGGCAAACGUUUUCGAAAGGAGCUCCGAUCUGUCGUCUGUUCCCUUUACCGUGGUGAUUCAAGAGUUUCCACGACCAUCUCAAUGUGUGAGCGCACAUCGUCGUCUGCUAUUUCAAGAACAAAGUCGACAUUGUCCGAAAAGUCAGGAUACUCAAUUGAUUUGUUAGUUAAAUAAUAACACAUAUAGUUUAUGUUUCGAUACAGUAAAGACACUUAUAAAACAAUCGCUAAAACAUGUUCAUUGUUCGAUGUGUUUCCUAAAAUAACUUUGCCUAUGGAGUGGGUUAUUUUAUUAAUGGAAUCUUAUUGUAAGCGUUAUGUCAACUUAGAGCUAUCGAGAAAUACUUAACACACAUAUGUUCUGGAUGAUAACUGUACUUACGAACUCCGGACCUUGUCACUUAAAGCCACACUUCUUGAAAUGAAAUACAUGUUAAUUAAUACAUAUAGUUGCAAUCUGAAAGAAUGCAAAAGUGUCAUUAAAUCUAUAGCCGAGUUAGCAAGUAAUUUAUUAUUUUGUUAAAUUUAAAAACCGAAUGUAGGAUUUCUAUAUGAAUACGUUCUUUUCGACAAACGCGAUUAUUUUUCAGUUUUAAAGCGCACAAAAGACGGAUUUCUAUCUUGUAUCAACCAGAUAUAUUCUAAUUGGCGUAGAUUAAAUUAAAUCUAUAGCCUAGUUAGCAAGUAAUUAAUUUUUUUGUAAAUUUUAAAACCGAAAGUAGGAUUUCUAUACCUAUAAACGUUCAUUCCGACAAACGCGAUUAUUUUUAAGUUUUAAAGCGAAAAACAGACGGAUGUCUUACUAGUAACCACCAGACAUAUUCUAAUUGGCAUAGAUAAAAUUAAAUCUAUAGCAUAGAUAGCAAGUAAUUUAUUAUUUUUCUAACGGUAUCGUUUUUAAAACCGAAAGUAGGAUUUCUAGACGUAUACGUCCAUUUCGACAAACGCCAUUAGUUUUAAGUUUUAACGCGCGAAAAAAAAACGAAUUUCAACAUAAUAACCAGCAGAUAUAUUCUAAUUGGUAUUAAUAAAAUAUGUUUCUUAUUUAUACUUUAAUUAACUAUGCCAAGUAAGUUGUGUGGCUUUAACGGAAGAAGCCGUGAUACAAAUAUUUUCACUCCAAACAUAUUACCCAACGACGGGUAUUAUUUUACGUUAAUGACAUCUAAUCCACGAUGUAUAAAUACAAAACAACAUAUCUUGUUUUCGUUUGUUGUUGUUUGAUUAAUAUGAUUAUUAAUGUGUUUAAUCGUUCCCUAACGAAACAUGACGUGUAUAAACAAAUCACUAUUGCCCUUAAGGUAAUAAAACAAUGUCGGUUGGUAAAAUAUGUAUGAGAACAAUUAUUUAUUUUACUACUUUUGUAACGGAUAUAGAUAAUUGCUGAACAAAAUUAUAUAUGUAAUGACGCAAGUGGAAACAACGUCCAACUGCAAAUAUAUAAACAAUCUAAACAAAUAUUUUGAAAACGAAAACACUUCGAAACAA